Eutrema salsugineum is the source of this 658-nucleotide messenger RNA. RefSeq lists its product as uncharacterized. Bases 138 to 575 code for a protein of 145 amino acids. NCBI's taxonomy places the organism in Eukaryota, Viridiplantae, Streptophyta, Magnoliopsida, Brassicales, Brassicaceae. The record is from RefSeq and is a predicted model, not a curated record. The transcript is spliced from 2 exons.
CCGACAAAACGCAGAAGUAGGUGUGUUGUGGUGGCUCCGGUCAUUUCAGUUAACAAGUUCUGUUCUGAGCCGUCGUGUAUUUUGUCUCAGAGAGAAGCGCUAAGAGAAAAAAGUAAAGAUUAGAGCAAUUCUUGCUCAUGGAUUCGCGAAUGAGUAAACUAGUGAUGGGUUUGUUCGUGAUGAUUGCGAUCUUAGCUUCUGGUGUCGACGCGUGGACUGGCGAAAUUCGCGGCAGAGUUGUAUGCGAUGUAUGUGCCGAUUCUUCUAUCGGACCAGAAGAUCAUGUUCUUGAAGGAGCUGAGGUUGCGGUUCUCUGCAUAACCAAAUCCGGAGAAGUUGUGAACUAUCAAGCUUUCACAAACUCAAAAGGUGUCUACACAGUAGCAGAGACAAUGCCAGAGAGCGAACGUUGGGACGCUUGCCUUGCAAGGCCCAUUAGCAGCUUCCACACACCUUGCAACCGCCUAAACCAAGGCAAUACCGGAAUCAAAUUCACUUAUAACCGCCCUUCCGGUUACUUUCAUUCCGUGAAGCCUUUUGUGUAUCGACCCCAAUAUGCACCUUCUUAUUGCUGAUUCAAAGCCCCUUCAUACCUCUUUUUAACUCCUUUGUAAGUUGUAAACUUGUAUUAUAAUAAUAUGAACAUUUUGGAUUUGUA